This is a messenger RNA of Chroicocephalus ridibundus (black-headed gull), 1817 nucleotides long. It is a transcript of the gene BTBD19, whose product is annotated as BTB domain containing 19. Gene Ontology annotation, molecular function: protein binding. The record is from RefSeq and is a predicted model, not a curated record. Bases 92 to 994 code for a protein of 300 amino acids. The transcript is spliced from 8 exons. NCBI's taxonomy places the organism in Eukaryota, Metazoa, Chordata, Aves, Charadriiformes, Laridae.
CCCGCGGCCUCCCUAGGCCGGCCAGCCUCCCGCCUGCCUCCUGCCCGCCUGCCUGCGCCGCCUUCCUCCGCCACCCUCCCCGAGGCAGCCCAUGGCCGGACUCUGCUCGGCGCGGCUGCAGGGCGAAGCGGCCGCCUUCACCAGCGCCCUCCGCACCCUGGUCAACAACCCCCAGUUCAGCGACGUCACCUUUGUGGUGGGCCGGGAGCAGCAGAAGGUGUUUGCGCACCGCUGCGUGCUGGCGUGCCGCUGCCAGGCUUUCCGGGGGAUGUUCAGCCAGGGGCCGGUGGGCAGCGAGGACCCCCCUGGCAGCAUCCCACCCCAAGGCCCCUUCAUCCUGGGCAACGUGCAGCCUGAGGUCUUCCUGGCCGUCAUCGAGUUCCUCUACACCAACAGUGUCACCCUCAACAGCCACAUCGCUCUGGAGGUGCUGACCUCGUCAGUGGAGUAUGGUCUACAGGACCUGUGCAAGCUCUGCGUCAAGUUCAUCAAGGACACGCUGAGCGUGGAGCAGGUCUGCGAGGCUCUGCAGGCUGCGGUGACCUACGGGCAGGCAGACCUCCAGCAGCACUGCCUGGCCUUCAUCGAGGGCUGCACUGCGGCGGUGGUGCGGACGCAGGGCUUCCAUGAGCUCUCCGACGCGGUGCUGGUGCAGGUGCUGCGCAGCGACCGCCUGGCCGUCGACGAGUUGGACCUGGUGCAGGCUGUGCGGGAGUGGGCGCACGUCAGCUCGGCCGUCUUGGAGCGCCCAGUGCCCGAGGUGGCCGCCCUGCCCGUGCGGGAGCUGCGCCUGCCCUUGCUGGCACCCAGCGAGCUGGCGACGCUGGAGAGCCACAACCAGCGGGACCUGCUCAUCCCGGUGGAGAGCAUCGCGGCAGCAUGGCGAGCCCAUGCGCUGAGGAAGGGCAGUGGGGUGCCCUCCCGCCUCUGCCGGCCCCGGCGCGGGACGCGGCCCCGCGACCACCACCGUCACCUGGACCCACACGCCAAGUAGGGGCCGGGCACCGAGGUACCCCCCAGCCUGACCGGGGGGCUCGGGCAGCGGCAGUGUACCCCCUGGCCGGGUGCUCUGCAGUGGGGCAGGCUGUGGGGCUGGGCACUGCCCGAGGAGCCGCCGCAGCCAAGAGCAUCAAUAAAGCCCUUUGCCCCACGCCACGGCUUCGGGGUCAGGGCAGGAUGCCCAGAUCACCCCAAAAAAGGGGUCAAGGGAUUUGGUGGGGGGGCCGUAGGGGGUUGCAACUGGGCCAUGGGGUGGGUGCGAGGACGCCCAGGCACACAGCCCGGGCCGUGACCCCAGGGGUGGCAGGGCUGCAGGGUCCCUUGAGGGACGGGGGCACAGGGUGAGCCCCCCCGGCCCUUUCCCAGCCCCAAAGCUCCCCCCCCGCAGCCGGGCCCUGUGCUGGGGCCCUUCCUCAGCGCCGUGCUGCCCCCCCCCGGCAGCGGGGCUGCGCUGCAGCAGGCAGCGAGCGCUGGCACCGGCCGGCGCAGGGGGACAACCCCCUCCCCAUGGCAGAGGUGGGGAAGGGGCUGAGCAGAAUGGGGAGCCCCCAGCCCCAUGCCCAUGGGGUGGCUGCAGGAGCCCUAAGAGGGGGGGGCAAGUGGGAGGGGAGACCCCGACAUCUCUGUACCCACCCAGCAGCCCCAGAACCCUGCCCCACACCCUCCCUGCCAGCAGCCCCCAGCCCCUCGUAGUCCCGGGGCGGGGGGACAGGCUGCCGGCCCCUCCGUGUGCCACACACCUCUCCACAGCGUGCAACCCUCCCCCCCCCGCCAUUGUGUGUGUGCACACAGCUGGGGCUGUCUCAACCAUCCCCCCC